Molecule: messenger RNA, 1047 nt
Organism: Arabis nemorensis
Lineage: Eukaryota; Viridiplantae; Streptophyta; Magnoliopsida; Brassicales; Brassicaceae
Source: the annotation of a GenBank genome assembly
AUGGGGAAUAAGGGAAAUCUGAUCUUCUUAUGGGCUCUGCUGGUUGCAGUAGUCGCCAUGGCCGCCACCGAGCAUCAUCGUCCCUUUGAACGAGCUAAGGGCAUCAAUGGUCUCGACACCAUCAUCAUCCGCGACCAUCGAGGCCGAUCUGUCGAGGUUUAUUUGUAUGGAGGUCAAGUGACUUCUUGGAAGAAUAAGAAAGGAGAGGAUUUACUUUUUAUGAGUAGCAAGGCUAUAUUCGAGCCUCCAACAGCGAUUCGCGGAGGAAUUCCAGUAUUGUUUCCGCAGUACAGUAACACAGGUCCGCUUCCCGCGCAUGGAUUUGUUAGAAAUAGGUUCUGGGAAAUCGAGGCUAAUCCACCUCCUUUGCCAUCAAAAACUUAUUAUAAAGUUGACUUGAUCUUGAAAUCAUCCAAUGAUGAUUUGAAGAUAUGGCCUCACAAGUUUGAGUAUCGGCUGAGAGUAGCAUUGGGACAUAAAGGAGAUUUGACAUUGACAUGUCGUAUUAAGAAUUCUGAUACGAAGCCCUUUAACUUCACAUUUGGAUUUCACCCCUAUUUCGCUGUUUCCGAUAUCAGUGAAAUCCAUGUCGAAGGAUUGCAUAAUUUGGAUUAUCUUGACCAGCAAAAGAACAGAACGCGUUUCACUGAUAAUGCCAAAGUUAUAACUUUUAAUUCCCAACUUGACAGGCUUUACUUAAGCACUCCAAAUACAAUCAGAAUCGUGGACCAUAAGAAAAAGAAGACAAUAGUUGUAUACAAGGAGGGACAAGCUGAUGCUGUGGUGUGGAAUCCAUGGGAGAAGAAAGUCUCCGAUUUGGGAGUUGAAGACUACAGGCGUUUUGUCGCCGUGGAACCCGUGGCUGUCGAGAAACCGAUCACAUUGAAACCCGGUCAAGAGUGGAAAGGAAUACUCCAAAUGUCUGUGGUUCCUUCUCGUUGCUCCACUGGAAAGCUUGGCUCAAAACAAGAAGACAAGACAAAACGUGGAACUACUAACCACGUUAAUUGUUCUUCAGACACUAUUACGUUUCGUUGCUUAUAUUAG